Molecule: messenger RNA, 2050 nt
Organism: Cryptotermes secundus
Lineage: Eukaryota; Metazoa; Arthropoda; Insecta; Blattodea; Kalotermitidae
Product: cytoplasmic tRNA 2-thiolation protein 2-A
Exons: 9
Coding region: 20-1498 (492 amino acids)
Biological process (GO): tRNA wobble position uridine thiolation
Cellular component (GO): cytosol
Molecular function (GO): tRNA binding; sulfurtransferase activity
Source: RefSeq, a predicted model, not a curated record
GUUCAAGAUAACAGCUGUUAUGUGCUCAGUAAACGAGGUGGAUUUUGAUGGUGUUGAACGAUGGAUGGAAAAGAAAUCCGGUGUGCUGGUUGGAGACCCAUGCAAAAAGUGCAGGGAAAGGAAGGCUGUGGUUGUUCUCAGGUUUCGGGACGCAUACUGCAGGGAAUGUUUCUUAGCUGCUGCAACUCAUAAGUUUAGAGCAUCUCUUGGUAAAUCGAAGAUAGUCAGACCAAGAGAUCAUGUUCUUAUUGCAUUCUCAGGUAGCCAGGCUUCAACUGCCUUGCUUCACUUGGUGAAUGCAGGACUGAAUGAGGAUAGUCACAAACGCCUGAUGUUUACCUGUUCUGUUGUUUAUAUUGACGAAGGAGCAGUAGUUGAAUUAUCUCCAUAUGAGCGUAACGAAAUUUGCACUUCUGUCAUCCAACAAAUCACCAAAUAUAAUCUCCCACUGUAUAUUACUACUCUAGAGAGGAGUUUAGGAAAUGUAGAUGAAAGCUGCUACUACAGCCAUGGUGACAUCACAUAUAACAUUGAUGAUCAUAAGGAACUGCAGUUGAAGAAAUUAAUGGGUUCUAUUUACAGUUUGACUGGGAAAGAGGAUUUACUUCUUAAAUUACGGAAUCAGCUUCUCGUGAAGAUAGCCAAAAGGCUGAAGUGCACAAAAAUAUUCUCGGCAGACACUGCAGAUCACUUGGCCGUGAAGUUAUUGAGCAGUGUAGCUCUUGGACGAGGAGCUCAACUUCCACUGGAUAUUGGUUUCUGUGACACACGGGAUCCAGAUGUUAUGUUACUCCGGCCAAUGAGAGACUUUAUGAAGAAGGAAGUUGUGUUUUAUAACAUCUUCAACAAACUGGAAUCAGUUUUUAUUCCUUCUCUGGGAACAAAGGCCAAUGCACAUGUAAGCAUUCAGAAACUAACGGAGACAUUUGUCACAGAUCUUCAAGAAGAUUUCCCAGCAACUGUGUCUACAAUAUUCAGGACAGGGGAUAAACUGAACAUGGCCAAUAGCAUGACUGAGGCUGUUGAACACUGUGCCCUCUGCCAGGCUCCUGUGGACACCACAACCACAGUGUCAUCAGCUCUUCAGGCAACAGAGUUUUCGCGCAUGGUGUCAACUCUUGGACCAUUUCGCUUUGAUAGUAAAUCCAUUGGCACUCUAAGUAAUGCCAUGUCAGAGCCUAGUGAUGGUGAACAAAAACUACUGAUGUCACAUAAAGACAAGUCAGACGAUGCUGUAAAGUACUGUAGUACCUCAGGAGUAACAUCCACAAGCAGGAAGAAAGGCACUUGCAGAGAAGAUGGAGAAGGUUGUCAGUGUUCCAGAAACAGCCUCAGUAUAACAUUACCAGAAGUAGAGGCAUGCUUCUGUUACAGCUGUAGACUUAUUGCAAGAGAAAUGGCGACAUUAGAAGUUCUACCUGCAGAGGUCAUAUUAAACAUCAAAGAACAGCUGAAGUAUAAGGAAAUGAGAAAAGAAAUUGCAGAUUUCCUAUUAUAGUAUUUAAAUUUACAUCUUAAACCAAAUAAGAUCACUGUGUCCAACAGCUGUGUUAUUUCAUUGCAGAAUAAGUCUUCAUAAACAUAGUACUAUAAUUUCAGUCAGUUAAGAUUUCUAGCUAUUUAAGAGAAAUCAAACUGCUGAUGAAUGUAAAUAAGUGCAUAGUUCUUUUUUAUCAGACAUGAACUCACAUCAGUUGGUACAAAUUCUUUUUUAUUUCAAUUUUUAAAUUAAAAAUAGGAACAAUUUUGGAAGUAUUUUUUAUGUUUUAGAAAAAUCAUGCUACAAUGGUCAAUAUUUUUUAAUGGAAUAUUAUGCUAAAAUAUGUUAGCAAACAAAAGAAAACUGUAAUAUUUAAACUCUGUGUAAUAUAUAUUAGUUUCUAGAUAAUAAAUUCUUUUUUUCUCAUGAAUGUAGUAAAUUAUAUACUAUGCAAUCAUGUACCUGGGUCACUGAUUUGUAAAGUACAUGUAUGAUGGUGGUUCAAGGUUAACCUGCACUCUGAGGGUGUAGGCAGUGGAAAAAUAAAACUCUUAUGGACGUUGAUGGCAA